CAAUAUCCUUUUUUCAGUCACAACUUAGCUACCUAGAUAUUGCUUUCUCAUGUACGACGUUGUGCUAUUUGCAUUUUUGCAAUAAAUAAUAAAGCACUGUAUUUUGAACGUCAGAAUCAAGGAAUAAUAGAAAAAACACGACAUUGUUUUCGGAUUUAAUAUAUACAAGAGUUAGCUAUGAAAUCGAACGCGAAAUAGUUUUUAUAAUGGAAAAACCUAAAGUGCUCUCGGGUGAAGAGUUAGUAGCUAAAGGCAUAACCAAAAUAGAUGCCUCUUUACCUGAGGUAGGGUUAAAAGAUGUCUUGCCAAACGGAUCCUGGUUAGAACAGAAGCAAAUACAAGCUGCUUUGGAAGCGAGGAAACAUCUGAUUGAAGUUGAGAGGAUUGAGAAAUGUGGUACAUUGAGUCAUGCUGAAUGGCGAGAUGACAUCAAAUUGGCUGAAGUGACACAAAAGGUUGGCGGUCACUGGCAAUACCUAGGUCACAAUGUUGGGAAGACCCUCUAUCUAAGACCAGAAGAGGCAUUAUUUCUAAUUGAAGUUAACUCUCUACUACUAAAACACAAUAAAGUGACAGUAUCAUUACAAAAGGCAUAUUCACUACUGCUUCAAUCUCCAACAUCCAUGGUUCAAUACAAAGUAUAUGCCUCACUAAGCAGAUUAGGAUACAAGGUUUUUAAACAUAAAGGUCCCAACACAACACUCAGCAAUAAAAAUAACUCACCAUCAAUAGAUAAUGUGGACUCACCUUUACUAAAGACAAUCAUUGAAAGUGAUCUAACAGAUUCGCCAUCAUCACUUAAAAUAAAUGAACCAAACAUUGAUUCUCCAAGCACACAAGACAGUCAGACAACUGAAAAUAAUGAAACAAUUAAAAGUGUAGAAACAAAUGAAAAUCCUGAAACAUGCAAAGGUAGUAAAGAUGAAAAUAAUGCAGCAAAUGAUUUAAGCAAUGAAACCAUUCCUGCAAAUAUGGAUGUUGAUGAGAAUAUAUCAAAUGUAGAUAGUGUAGCGCAUAAUGAUAUUCAAGAAACUUCUAGAGGUGUAGAAAGUGAUAUCAAUUUGGUUGGAGUUACAGUUGAUAAUGAAGCUGAAACUGCUGAAAGUAAUGUUCAAUCUGAAGAAAUGGAUGUGUCUAUAAACGGUCAGGAUAAAGCAGAUUCUGGUAUCUUAUUAAAUGACAAUCAAAUUGAUAAAAUUAAUGCCAAUAACACAAGUAAAGAAGUGAAUACAGCUUCAGAUAUUGAAAUGGCUACCACAGGUGAACUAGUUUCAACUCAAGACUCAAAUGAAGGGGGUAAACGCCUAGUAGCUGAGGAAUCGUAUAUCAGGGCAUGUGCCCCAUCAGCUGUAGCAACAGACUCAGAUCACAAAAACAUUUCGGAUAGCAUUAAAGCAGAAGAAAUCAUGAGUAGCAAUGGUGUUGAAGAAAAAAGUAACACUACAGCAAACAUUUUAGAAGAAAAGUGCAAUAAGGAGGAAAAGUACUUGGUUUAUAAUUAUUUAAGCAAAAUAGACAAAUUAGAAAGUAGAAAAGUUCCACCGAGUGACUCAAAGAAUAUACAGAAAUAUUUUGACAAUAUUCCUGAUUUAUAUAAGAAACAGAUUGUAACAGUGAACGUUCCUGAUAAGAAAUACAUACCGCAAGAUAUAUUCGUGAAUUGUACGAGCUACUUGGUAGACUUGCAGUAUAUAAAGGAAAGAUCGAGAAGAUCUGCUUCAAGCGAGUCCGCCUACACCAGUUCUGACGAAGUCAAUGGGACAAAUGUCAGAAGAAUUAGAAGUGGCUCGAGUGCCGAAUACCCACAAUACGUAAGCCACUUAUCACCCAUACGAAACCCAGUAAUGCCCAGGAAUAAUUAUUACCGAACCUUUGGCAACUGGCGACCCAACAACACUUUUCACUACUACCAAUUCAACAUGAUAUUCCAUAGACCGUCCUUCCCCAAUAUGUUCUUUCCAACUCGUACUCAAUACCAUUCGAGACCGCAUCUCUUUAUUAAGUCGCCUAUGAAUAAUUUAGUCAAUCAAGGAUCCAAUUUGUCCAGUAACGCUCGUAAGAGAACAAGAAAUGGAAGGACUGCUCAUUUACAAAGUAUUAAGAAUUUAGCUGUCAGACUGAAACAAAUGGUCUUGUCAGGCAACACACAAUUACAGAACCUCGAAUGCCUUCAUAGUUUACUUCACUCAUAUAAUGUAAGAUAUAAAUCUAAGUUAAGGUUAACUGAAACUUUUGAAGUGGUAAAUGAAGAAAGAAUAAUAGAAACUAUAGAAUUAGAUGAUGAUGAGGAAUCGAAAAGCAAAAGACCUAGGUUAGAUAAAGAGCGGAGUGAUAAAAGUGAUGAAAACUUGUAUAGACUUAAACAAUUCGCUUUAAGGUUGAAAGAUCUUGAAGCGAAGGAUAAAGCAACUGCUAGUCAUAGAAGAGCUAUUUCUAAAGCAAUCAAAACUUAUAAUAAGUCGUAUAAUGCUGACAUUUAUCUAAACGAUAAUUACGAAAUCAUUGAUAGAAGGUUCAUCACGCUAGAGUCUAGUUCCGAAUCAGAUUGUGUUGUUGAAGAGAAACCGCAACCUCAAAAGUCGAAGAAACUAAGAAAUCCAUUUAACAUAUUGAAGCGGCGUUCAGAGAGGUUAAAGUCUCUUGGUAAUCCGGGGACUAGCAAAGAAGGCACUGAACUGACUGAUACGAAUAGAACUAAACCAAUCUCCGUGGACACCGAUAGUGACAAAUACAGUGACUCAAUAGUAACAAGUUUUAAUGAAGCUUGGCUGCCAAACAAAGAUGACUUUGGCAGGGCAGAAGUUGUGCCCAAACAUUUAAUGAACGUUCGCCUUAUAGAUAGUAGUAAAGAACAAUUCUUAUACGACUUUAUGAAGAACCAAUAUCCAGACCAUAAAAAUUGGCCAGAAGCAAAGAUAUCAUUUAUGAAGCACUUGAGGGAAUCGAAUAUUGCAUUUCAAAAUGAACAGGCGCGAAUUCUUGCUGAUUCGGAUUUAACGAAUAAAGGUUUGAGGCCCUUAAUAGAUUCGGAAGAUUGCAAAGACAUGCCUACGACGAUGGAUAAACUUAGAAUUAUAAAGAGUUGUCAAGAAACCGACAUCGAAACAAGUCUCAGCGUACACUUUGAUGUGUACAACAGAGAUGUUCAAAAUUUUCGGAAGACGAGUCCGCCAAAGCCGCAUUUUAGAGUUGUCUGUUUAGAAGAAUCAUCAAGCUUUCCAUCGGCUGCAAACAUAACUGCUCUUCAUUCACUCUACCAAGACAACGUGGCCAUUGUUUUUGCAAUUACUAGCAUCGAAUCCGUUUCCUACAUACAAAUCAAUCCUAUAGACUUGCCCGUAUAUACACCGAAAAUCGAUCUAGUGUAGCAUUUUAAUUUGUACAAAUAAAUAAGGUUUUAGGACUGUCUUGCCAUAGAGGUUGGUGCCAAAAUUGGGUAUGUGCAUAAUGAAAUCUAACAACGCCGUAAGAUAGAUUUCUUAAAUGUAAUAGAUACGUAUUUCUUAUUUGUUUUAGUCUUACGUAUUAUUUUUUUUUUUGUAUAAAAGAUGAUCCUUUCAGAGAUGCAGACUUUUUUGUGCAUGUAACAUUAUUACAGUGAAAUUAACAUUAUCUAUCUUAAAUUUUAAAUUAAUUUUGCGAUUACUUUUGCCAGCACAAUUAUUCCUAUCCCAACUUACGUGUACAUAAAUUGCACUUUUAUGGUGAGACAGUAAAUGUGUCUUACAUGUAAUCAAGAAUGUUGAUUGUUUUUGUAAAUGAUUGAAGUUUUUAUUAUGUUAUAUUAAGACUGUCAAACUUUGUCUUGUAAAUGUGUUUUAAUUAUAUUUUACUGAUACAAUUUUAGUUAUGAUUUUAGACAGGAGAUAAAUUAUUUUUCAUGCUUUCUUCAAUAGGGACUUAAAUAUCAAAUGUCAUAUAAGUAAUAAUAUUUAAAACAUUUUUUUAUUGAAAAAUAUAUCACUAUGAAAUUG
Messenger RNA from Trichoplusia ni (cabbage looper), 3974 nucleotides. RefSeq lists its product as uncharacterized. NCBI's taxonomy places the organism in Eukaryota, Metazoa, Arthropoda, Insecta, Lepidoptera, Noctuidae. Gene Ontology annotation, biological process: tRNA-type intron splice site recognition and cleavage. The coding region runs from base 207 to 3368 and encodes 1053 amino acids. Gene Ontology annotation, cellular component: tRNA-intron endonuclease complex. The transcript has 8 exons. The record is from RefSeq and is a predicted model, not a curated record.